Messenger RNA from Drosophila subobscura, 1356 nucleotides. Its product is annotated as ubiquitin-conjugating enzyme E2 Q2-like. The transcript has a single exon. The record is from RefSeq and is a predicted model, not a curated record. NCBI's taxonomy places the organism in Eukaryota, Metazoa, Arthropoda, Insecta, Diptera, Drosophilidae. Bases 91 to 1248 code for a protein of 385 amino acids.
AGCAAACAAAAAGUGUAAAGUACAGAAAAGAGAAGUAAAAAUUAAAAUCUUCGCCCUCAGAGCUAACUUGUUGCUCGUCUUUCAGAUAUUAUGGCGUGUCUGCGAGAACUGAAGCUAGAGAUCAAGGCAUUGGAGAAGAUCUUCACCAAGACCCACGAUCGCUUCCAGACACUAAACUCCAGCCUGGACGAAAUCGAGUUUCGCUUCAUCGACGAGAGCGGCAAGCGAUACGACAUCAUGGCCAGCAUCCCCCCGGACUACCCUACGUCGCCGCCAGUCUGGUAUGCCGAGAGCGAGGAGACGAGUGUGGCCAGUGCCGUGCAAGUGCUCAGCCACACGGAUGGGCCCGACAAUCACCUGAUCUGCCAGGUUCGCAUUCUGCUCCAUGAGCUCUGUCAGUUGCACAAUGUGCCACUGCCGGCCGAUGUGGUCAAUCUGAAGUUUCCAGUCGACGCGCCCCCUUCCGAGGAGCCGUUCGCCUCCGUCGAAGAAGCCGACUCCGAUGACGUCGAGCUCGAUUAUGCCGAUGGGGAAAACAUAGAUCAAGAGCAGGAGACCGAUGCCAAGGACGAGGAUGAGUCCGAAAUGGAUAUGUUAAUAGAUGCGGACGCUGGCGAUGAAAGCAAUGAAGGCAUGAAAAAGGAAGAUGCGGAAACACUCGAUAGACUGCGUAGGCAAUUAAGGAAAUAUCAUAUGGAGGGCUCCAAAGAAUACUCUGUACAGUCGACCGAUCGCUUGAUGAAGGAGCUCCGUACUGUUUAUCAAUCGGAUGCCGUUAAAACAGACCAUUUUUCGGUGGACCUCGUCAAUGACUCUCUUUACGAGUGGAACGUCCGCAUCAAGCGUGUGGAUCCGGACAGCACACUGCACCAGGAUCUGCUGAAGCUGAAGGAAUCGGGCGACGAGGGGAUCGUUCUUCUUCGCAUCAACUUCAGCGACAAGUAUCCAUUCGAGCCACCAUUUGUGCGCGUUGUGUCGCCAGUCAUCCAACACGGAUUUGUGCUCUCGGGAGGUGCCAUAUGCAUGGAGCUGCUGACGAAACAGGGCUGGAGCUCCGCCUACACCAUGGAGGCGAUGAUUAUUCAAAUAGGUGCCACUCUCACCAGGGGCAGUGCCCGGGCUGUGUUGGAUCCGAAGUUGCGCGAAGGUCGCCAGUACAACCUGCCUCAAGCCAGGAAAAAUUUCCAGUAUAUUAUGAAGUUUCACGAACAUGGUGGCUGGUUUACACCGCCCAAGAGCGAAGGCUAAGGGCUAGUACAUUGAUCUGAUCUCAUUAACAAGCACCAUAAACCACAAACCAACACUCGUCCCACAUUCUACCACACUCUACACGUAUUCUAAAUGUAUAAGCAAGUU